Molecule: messenger RNA, 1497 nt
Organism: Symbiodinium sp. CCMP2592
Lineage: Eukaryota; Dinophyceae; Suessiales; Symbiodiniaceae
Source: the annotation of a GenBank genome assembly
AUGCAGCAUUCGCGGAAUUCGCGAGGACACCGACACGGAAGAAGGGAUGCUGCAGCAUUCUAUCCCGCCGUCGUUGCGCCUCGUCUGUCUUGCGGCUCCAGCGAGCAAGAUGCCGCUUCGGAGGACUCUUACGGGGACUCAGAAUCAUCAGACUCAGAACGGGUCUGCUACAUCUCUCUGGCAUCGGCUCAUGAGGAGGACACAGUUCUUGGCCUUGGCUUGUUUGUGCACCGUCGAACACGCCGCCAAGUCCGCUUCAGGCUCCCGCACGACGUCUCCUUCAGCAUGGACUACCUGGACGUGAAUGCUUUCAACACGGGACUGCAAGCGAUGAAAGGUCGAGGAAGGGAAGCUGCCCUGGUGUCAUCUUCCCGUGGCCAGCUAAAUGCUUGGCUCCCACUCUUCGUCGACGGAAAGCACUGGGCACGGGCGAGGCCAUAUGUAGAGUCGGCUGUCGUGGCCCUAUCCGGUGCUCCUUGUAAGGAAUUCCCCGAGACCGCUCUCUCGGUAUGCUGUUCGUUGCUAACCCAGGCCGCUGUUUCGUUGAGUCUCGGGCAGGUGACUGAACGCGCUAUACAGAUGUAUGGAGAUUCGCAUAGGUUGCUGCUGCAGUUGGCGCAUGAGUGGCCUGAGCUGAAGCAGGUCGCUCACCGUCGCUUGCGACUGUUUCUGCAUCAUCCGGAGUCCCGGCUGCGCCACGUGACGCCUAGUUUGGGCGAUCUUUUGCACUGCAUGCUCAUCGUUGACGAUCUGGAGUGGGGCGAUUUGCAGGCGGCCGUUGUUCCCGAAGCUUUGCGACGGCACGUUUGGCGGCAGGAGUGCGGAGGCUACGUCUUCGAUGCAACUUCGGAUACGACAGCUGCAGGCAUCGUCGCGCAAUGGGACAUGUUCGCGCCAGAUGCGUGUAAAGUGCUCUGUUUCAUAGCCACCUACGUUAGUAGAGUUGGUCGACCAAGAGGCUCGUCACUCGAAGAUAUGAUGGCAGCCUUCGACCGGAACUGCGGCCACUUGCCGCAGGCACAUGAGGAGAUCAGCCAGCUGUGCUGCUCUCUGCAGCAUGAAAAAGCAGUGCGGGAGAUCCUGGAGAUGAUGGGUUUAGGCUCCUACUCCGAGGACUUCCUCGCGGAGACCCUGCUUUGGGCUGUCAGGAACGGUUCCAAACGGCAGUGGACCGGACCGGGCUCCAAAAGAAGGGACUCCGUAGCAGAGGGCUUAGAGGGCCCAGAUGAGAUGUGCCCUUUGCUUUAUCGGCUCCAGGACGGCAAGGCCCUCAGACUCAGGGCCAAGAGAAGAGCUCGUACUUCGAAGUGCCAUUGGAGGCCCAAGCUCAAGCGACAGCCGGAAACGCCUUGUCAGGGUCCAUCCUUGCAGGAGCUCGAAGAAGCAGCCUACACUGCCUAUAGGCACCUGGAGCUUCAGAAUGCGGUGCUCUGGAGCUGGCUGGUGUACUACGAUGCUGGAUGGGCUUGGUCGGCUUGGUGGGACUACAGCUGGUAA